CUCCAAUGUCAGAUGAGGCAUUUUAAUUGUGAAAAUUGCGGAGGAUGUCCUUUUGCUUCCUGUCAUGUUGCCACAACGAUGCAUCAGAAGACGGCAUUGACACGGCCACUGCAGCUUCAUGCAUUUAGAUAAUUAGGUAGCGCUGAACUGCUUUCAAGUGACUCUCAACUGUUCAGUUUCCUUCCAAUGAAAGCGGCAAAUAAUUUCAAGUGAGCACCAUGGUGGGGAACUGUUUCCAUGCAAAGUUUUGGGUCCCCCAACAAAGAUUGCGAGAUAACAAAAAGUUUUUUGUUUUUUUUUUUUAACUAAACGACCGUCCUUCCACUGCAUUAAGUUGUUCCUGCAGAUAUAUUCCGUAAAGGGGGCUUUUAUUUUGAAAGUCAAGGAAACUGUCUCUCUCGUGUUUUGUGUUGGCUUGGCUGGGUGUGGAGGUGCAGCACCCCCAACGUGCGCAUCACAAGUGCCUCUCCGGGACUCUUGGAAUACUCCCCCCCCCCCUUUCUCUUUCUCCUUUGUAGUCCUCCUGCCGUCUCACACUCAGUGACUCAGUGUUUGAGGUGGAGUUGGGGUCCGCAGCGGUGAUGUCACGCCGCUGAGGGAUGAGCGCGUCAGGGCCAAGGUGAGUUCGUAAGCUGUCAUGCGCCGCGGAGUCCCCCCACUGGCCGGCAUUGCCCGCGAACGAGGCGGCGAAAGAUGCUCAUCGCCGGCGGUGCCACUCCAAGCUCGGACGCGUUCCCUCCCGCAGCUGCCGCCGCUCGGAUCCCGGGCCAUGGCGCCUUGAGCCGCCUCGUCAGCCCCGUCACCAACCUCCGCCGCCGUCGCCGCCGCCGCGAUGUCACAGGACGACGAGAAGUAGUGCGAGGAGCGUUUCGAAGGCAGGUGUCCGCGUGCCCCCUGCGGCUGCGCGGCGGCUGCGUCAGGGCGCCUCUGCAGGAUGACGCUGCCGGCCGCGCUGGUACUCUGGACUUGCGUGUGGGGGGCGGUCGCCCCGAGGAGCGGCGGGGCCAACGGCACUGAGGUGGAGAGGCGCUGGGAGACGCUGUUCUCGCGCUCCUAUCUGGGCCUCGCGGGCAGGGGGCCGCUGCAGCCCGACUGGCAGAGCGACUACCUGCGGGGCGUCAAGCGAGUGCGCCGCCUCUACUGCAACGUGGGCAUCGGUUUCCACCUGCAGGUGCUUCCGGACGGCAGGAUCGCCGGCGCACACCUCGAGGAUCCGCACAGUCUCAUCGAGAUUUCCAGCGUGGAGCGAGGAGUGGUCAGCCUGUUCGGUGUCAAGAGCGAGAUGUUCGUGGCCAUGAGCCGCAGGGGGAGGCUGUACGCCACGAGGCUCUUUGGUGACGAGUGCAAGUUCAGGGAGACGCUGCUGGCCAACAACUACAACGCCUACGAGUCUUUUGUUUACAAGGGCUUCUAUGUGGCCCUCAGCCGGCACGGGCGGCCGCGGCGAGGCGACAAGGCCAGCACCGCCGCCACCGGCACCCACUUCCUCCCUCGGUUGUGACUGACCCCGCCGACACCGACGUUUGCACAUGCUGAUUUUUAUUUUUUAUUUUUUUUCUUCCAGGUAAAACGACGCCAAUGAACUGCGCAGAUGUUGAUUGUGUUAUCAUACGAAUAUAUACGUGUAUAUUUGGAGAGCUAUCUUUGUAUAUGUAUGCCAUACUGUGCUGAUUUCGGGGCCUUUGCCACUCUCACUUGGUGCUUGCACAUUUACACUAUAUGGACACGCCUCUCAAUCACUUUAUUGAUAAAUCUGUCCAAACUCUGGGAACAGGGCACAAAACAUGAAAGCAUGCUUGGAUGGAUUUGCUGUGCACAAAAAUUCCCUUCACACAAAAGUCACUUCCUACGCAAUACAGUGGUGCCUUGAGAUAGAAGGCGUUUUUCGCAAUACGAGAUGCCGUUUGGACUUUUUUUUUUUUUUUGUUUUUUUGCUUUGACUUGCAAGGAGAAACUUGGUUUCCACUCCCACUUCCAGUUCACGGUCAACACUUUGUGUUAUGAAAAUGAGCUGUAAGACUCCUUUGCUUAGUCCUGUUCGCAACAAUGCAAAACGCCAUAGACAGGCUAAACCUGGAUAUUUUACCACAAACUGUGAAGCAGCACAUGUGGACCGAUAAUAAAAUAACGUUCACGGCAUAUAUUCGUAAUCCUCUGGAAAGAAAAACAUUACUGCAGCUUACUGAGCGACGGUAACUGUCCAUGUAUAUCUGUCUAUAUUAUACUGCCCCCAAGUGGCCAAGGCACACACACCAAACGGAGCAACACAAUGUCCAUGAACUGUGGCAAAAAACAUUUCAUUUUUCAACUUUGACGAUCAUUUGUUUUCAUAAUGUACAAUAUCAUAGCACGCUUGAAAAGUAAGCUACAAGCGUGGCAACGGAACAAAUUGAACUUGUACCUCAAGGCACCCAUCGUCCAUAUAGUGUACAUUGCGGACACGGGGGAUGAGCACAUGUGCUUAAAAUGGUCCUUAUUUACCUCAAAGCACCAAGUUCGAGGUUAAGGAUCCAUGGAACAGGCUCGUGUGCGCGCACGAGUGACUUUAAAUGCACUCCUUUUGCUGUAUGAUUUAAAAAGGUGCCUUGGCGCUCCCACUCAAGGCCCCCUUGAACUUGCAUGUAAGAGACACUCGGGUGAGGCAAAAAAUAGGAAUGACGAACAGGAGCGGCCCUCGAGUAAGGGGGAGGGCGGGGGGUAGUCAAAGGGAGACGACCUCUGGGUCUUUGCGCUGCAAUUAGAUCGAUUAAGUCAUUUACAAUCAAAGGGGUGCCCAAUAAAAAGCAGAGUGAGACCUCUGUACUGUAAAUUAAAUGCAAACGGAGUGGGACCUCAAAACUCCAACACAAUCUCGGACACUGGUUGACUUCCAAGUUGGUCUAACUUUAAAGCUAUGUCCCAUGGGGGGGCCUUUAUCCGUCUCACCUCAACCUUUUAGCGAGCGGGAGAGGAGAAAUGGCAGUUAAACAGGCCAAAAUCCAGGUGUCACCCUGAGCAAUAAUAAUAAUCAUCAUAAUUAAAAAACAGACUACGCUCUCCAUGUAGUCACACAACCAAAUUGGGCUAAAUUCCAUGCUGUGUCAUGAUGCGGUUGGCUCCGUGCUAAUUUUGUUAGCAUCUGCUCGGCAAAACGAGUUUGUGUCUAUAAACUCGUACUGAACACCAUUUCAGGGGUGUGUUGGGACUUUGGGGGGGUCCACUGUAUAAAAUACGUUGCUCAAAUGUUAGCGCACAUACAGGUAGCAGCCGCUGUUGUAUGUGAUGUCCAAUGAACAAAAACACACACAAUGUGGAAAUAGUGCAAAGUUACAAAUGAAUUCAGGAGCUUUUUACAUUAGGAGACACGUCAUCAAAUUUCAAGAUGUCGCCUCAAUGUUUGUGUGAGUGUGUGAGGUGGUGAGAAAGCAUGUGCCCUUGGCCUUUUCCCCCAAUGUGUGUGUGCGUGUGUGUGUGUGUGUAUACCGCAGUAGCAGCCAGCAGCUUUCGCAUGCAGGAUGCAGUAAAGGACAAUGCGGAAAGGUGAUCAAGUCAUCAAUUUUUUUUUUUGUGUCCCUGCGCUAACUCGGGUCUGGAAUAAUUGUUCUCGCAGUAUUGCAAUAUUCACAACAAAAGUCUGUCGGCAACUUAUUUGUGACUUAUUGACUGCGUAAUUAAAAUGCCAUCAAUAAAAUAAUCUGGAUCGAAAAGAGUGAUGCUUUGCCAGUACAAAUUUGUACUCGUAUGCCGGACUUACACAGUACUGUUUGCUUGUGCGCCUCUACCUGCUGCCUUGGUUUGAUUGUCGCUUAAAAAAAAAAUAAAAUUAGG
Molecule: messenger RNA, 3807 nt
Organism: Hippocampus comes (tiger tail seahorse)
Lineage: Eukaryota; Metazoa; Chordata; Actinopteri; Syngnathiformes; Syngnathidae
Product: fibroblast growth factor 6-like
Exons: 5
Coding region: 935-1501 (188 amino acids)
Molecular function (GO): growth factor activity
Source: RefSeq, a predicted model, not a curated record